UGCAAAGACCCCACCAUAUGGCAAGAGCUGUAAAAUGAAACACAUGCUAGAUUACUAUGUCAUUCCUUUCCCUCCAAAUUAGGUUCAGAAUGAACCACAAGGAGGUCCACCGAUACCACACCAUAUUUGUCCACAAAUUCGGUACCUAGUCUAUUUCAGAAACCCCACCUACGGCCACUCCUACCAUCAGUAUUUGACCGUGGGGCUCCAACCUUUCUAACUUUAACUCUGAAUUUUGAUGAGAGGCACAAUAUUUAACCCCCUCAAAGUAGAAGGAGCACACACAUCUCACCAGCAAACCAAACGCUGGCUUUCAGCCAUGGCACCCAAAAGGUCAACCAGAGCCUCUAGCACCGUCACCUCCAUCUUCGAUCAGAACAAAAUCCAGGAAAUGAAGGAGGCCUUCACUGUCAUUGACCAGAACCGCGAUGGCAUCAUCAGCAAGGAUGACCUGAUAGACACCUACGCAGCCAUGGGCUGCCUUAAUGUCCCAAAGGAUGAGCUGGAUGCCAUGAUGAAUGAAUCCAAGGGGCCUAUCAACUUCACAACCUUCCUCACCAUGUUUGGGGAGCGACUGAAGGGUUCUGACCCUGAGGAUGUCAUUACUGCCGCCUUCAAGACGUUGGACCCAGAGGGUAAAGGCACCAUCAAGAAGGAAUAUCUUGAAUGCCUGCUCCAAACUCAGUGCAACCGCUUCUCUGAUGAGGAGAUCAGGAACAUGUGGGCUGCCUUCCCACCAGAUCUGGGAGGCAAUAUCGACUACAGAAAUAUCAGCUACACCAUCACCCACGGUGAGGAGAAGGGAGAAUGAACACCGGUGCUGACCAUUAAUGGACUUUCUGCUAACGUUUCAGCUCAUUAUUAACCUUGGUAACAAGCUGCCCUGCUGUCUUAUUUUCUGUUACGGCUUUUGACUUUUUGAACAUAAUAAAUCAUAUGUUAUUACCA
Molecule: messenger RNA, 948 nt
Organism: Brienomyrus brachyistius
Lineage: Eukaryota; Metazoa; Chordata; Actinopteri; Osteoglossiformes; Mormyridae
Product: myosin regulatory light chain 2, skeletal muscle isoform-like
Exons: 1
Coding region: 239-811 (190 amino acids)
Biological process (GO): skeletal muscle tissue development
Cellular component (GO): cytoplasm
Molecular function (GO): calcium ion binding
Source: RefSeq, a predicted model, not a curated record